GUAUUAGGGAAUAUCUUUGACAAUUUGUAUAAUGGUCGUCUGCUGGCGUAGUGUGAAAAUGUUAUCAUGUGGGCUCAAGUAAUAGAUAUUUAAUGAAAUAAAUUUUGCAGUGCGAUUCGUUUGAUAUUGAGGACACAUGAGGGACUAAUAUGCAAAAAUAUUGGCUGGCUACUCUUCUGUAUUCGAAACCGAUUGGCGGAGUCUGACAGAUACUGCUGGACAUGUACGUCUAUCGAGUAAUGACUGACAGAUGUCAAGGGAAGCGCGUCUUUAAAAGACCGAAAUGAGAAGCGAAUGAAGUGAUUUUUCUGAACAGAAUAUCUGUGCUACACCAUGGCGGGGCUUUUCGGUUAUGGCCGUGAAGCAAUAAGAGUGAAAGUGACGAAAUGUGAAGGAGUCAUGCCCAGGGAACACAGGAAAUUUAGUGUUGAUCCCCAAAUAACAUCAUUUGAAGUACUUCAGAGUAUCUUGGCGAAAGCAUUUGAUAUUAAAGGGGAUUUCACAGUGUGCUACAGAGCAUAUGAUGACUGUGGAGAGGAGACCUAUUUACCUUUGCUUUCUGACUGGGAUCUAGAUGCUGCAUUUAUCAGUGCUUCUGAACCAUGCUUGGUACUUCAAGUGGAUAUGAAACCAUUUGAGGAAAGUUCAGAUGAAUGGGAGACCCCUGGGUCAGCUGACACUAAUCGUGUUGCUCUCUCAGAAACAAAAUUGCAAAACAGGCUACCAGGCAUAAUAAUGAACCAAGUGGAAAGAACAUUUAAUAUGGUGCAGCGUGCUUUAAAUUUAGUUGAAGAUCAACAACCAGCAUUCCUGAACACUCCACCAAGGCCCCCAUUGACAGACGCUGAAUUUCGUAAAUUUCUUGACCCAAUAGGGCAGGUUAUCCAGACCCGUGAACUACGUACAGUCAUAUACCUUGGCGGUAUAGAACCAAGCUUGAGGAAAGUUGUUUGGAAGCAUAUACUAAAUGUUUAUCCUGAAGGAAUGUCUGGGAAGGAGAGAAUGGACUAUAUGAAGAAGAAGUCCUAUGAAUACCAGUCAUUGCGUGAUUGUUGGAAAAACAUGGUGCAGAAUGGACAGGUAACCGAUGAACUGGCUUACGUUACGAGUAUGGUUCGUAAGGAUGUGCUUAGGACUGACCGACAUCACAAAUUUUAUGCUGGUAGUGAUGAUAAUCAGAAUAUUGCCUCAUUAUUUAAUAUACUAACAACAUAUGCUCUGAAUCACCCAACUGUAAGUUACUGCCAAGGAAUGAGUGAUUUGGCAUCACCACUUCUGGUCACUAUGGGAGAUGAAGCACAUGCUUACAUAUGUUUCUGUGCUUUAAUGAGACGAUUACAGUCAAAUUUUAUGCUGGAUGGUGUGACAAUGACUUUAAAAUUUCAACACUUAGCAGAAGGACUGAUGUAUUAUGAUCCUGAAUUUUAUGCCUAUCUCAAAAUGCAUCAGGCAGAUGAUCUAUUAUUCUGUUACCGUUGGCUACUUUUGGAGAUGAAACGUGAAUUUGCAUUUGAGGAUGCUCUUCGAAUGCUGGAGGUAUUAUGGAGUUCCCUGUCACAGAUGCCCCCUGAAAAGGAAUUGCCAUUAUUUGAGAGAAGAUUCUGUGAAAAGUCUCCUGGGGAAUCACCACCACCAAUAAGUCCUCUGCUGAAGACACCUCGAGAAAACGCUUACACCAAAGUGUGUGCUCUUCGACGUCAGAGUUCAGCUGCAUCUCUGCAUACAUUUGGAAAUGGUGUACCUGCUUCCAGAAUAUGGCACAGACCUGGAUUAGCAGUUCGACAGAACCAGAGUUUGGAUGAAACUGUCAUAGGUCAACGCAACAGCAAAGUUAAGCAUCAGGGUCAAGUGAAACUUUUUGCUAGUCUCGAUGACAGCAAUUUACAGUUAACAAAAGCCAAUAAAUCCCAUUCUACAUCUCCAAAUGAAGCUCUUUCUGAAUCAGAAAAUGAUCAUGUGAACAACAGAAUAAACAACAGACUCUUGGAAAGAACAAAUGAAGUUUUAUCUGGCAGCACGGGAAACUUACUUUCUCCCCAAAUGAAUGAGAAAAAAAGUUACAUAAAUGACAAGAAACAGAAAUUGUUGGGAGAUAAAAUUAUUUUCUCAUCCUUUGAAAAAAUCAACACAAGUCCUUCAAAAGAUGAAAUUGACAGAGCAUCUGGUAAAAGGAUUGUGAAAAAUCUGAAUGAAUUUUUAAGCUUUGCAUCACUUAGCAAAAAUCGGAGUCAUCCAGAAAAAGUUCCUGAUGUUAAACAGUCAAAGUUAGUAUGUCACAGUCUUCAGGAAAUCUCACCAGAAGGUAAAGAAGCUAGGAAUCAUGUAUCAAGUAAUGACAUAUCACACUUUACUACUAGAGAAGUGGAAGAACUUACAGAUACCGAUGAAUUGUUGAAACAUGAAGGACUACCAGCUCAGGUAAAUGGCCUAAAUAGUGAUACAUUUUGUGAAAGUAGUUCUCCAGAUGAUUCAACAGAGUACUUCCCAAUGACAACAUCAAUGACACGAGAACUAAGACUAGAACUUGAGAAUUUGGACCGCCAGGUCUUUGGGUCUACUUAUAAUCACUGUGCAUUGAAUUUAGAAGAUUCUGAAGACUUGGAGUCUCCUUGCAGUGAGUCUUUCAGAUCAAUUGAAGCAAAAGUGGGAGGAGAAGAACUCGAUCAAAGAUGUGACUGUGUAGUAUCAAAGCAAGAAUCAGAACUUCCAAGUGAUGACACAACUACUGAAGUUGCUGAAAUAUGCAGUAUUCCUGCUACUCCAGCUUUGAAACUGGAUCUUGAUAUUCGUUCAAAAGUCAGUUCUAUAGUAACACCUACAUUGUGUGAAAAUAGAAAAACAGUUGAUAUUGAGUGUGCAAUACAUAAUCUGGACAUUUCUUCAACAAAAAGCCAUCAUUUCUCACAAGCAUGUAGUCCAACAAUGGGAACUGGGGAGGAAAUCUUUGUCUGGGAGAACCCUCUUCAGUGUCCUACCACACCAGAUGAGCAGGCAGACUUGGAAUUUGAUGGUGUGGUUGUUAAUGCAAAUGACUCUGAUACCUAUUUUUCAUCUGUAAGUGCUGGUGAAAUUUUUGAGAAUGAAGGACAGUGUAUUAAAUCAAUAACACCAAUAAGACUACUACGUAAUAGCUCUAGUCCUUUGAAUUAUCAGAAAAAAGAGGAAACACAAUCGGAUGAUGCAAGUGAUAGUUCAGAUGGUUGGGUAGGUUCUGCAAACAGCACAUCUCAUCGCCAGCAGCAAAAAUCGUUGUGUACUGACCUAAGACUUACAGAUAGAGUUUCUGAAUCAGAACGACAAAAUUUGGAAAUAGUUCCAGAAUCCAAAGAAAAGGGAAGUAGGGAAUCAUUCCUACCUGCACCUAAUUCAACAACAAAUUCUCUUGCAGAAUCACAGGAACAGUCCAGUCUUACAGCACACAAGAACUCCUCCAAUUCUACAUGUGUUAACAGUUCGUCUGUGCUACCCACUGUAAGCAACUUAACAAAACAAAGUUGUCCAGUCACCAAACAAGCACAAUUUGUUGGAUCACAGUUACCUCCUCCACAUAAAUUUGGUGAUGGUAAUCCGUUCUUAAUGUUUCUCUGUCUCACUGUCCUCCAACAACACCGUGAUUUUAUAAUACGUAGUGCUAUGGACUAUAAUGAAAUGGCCAUGCAUUUUGAUAAAAUGGUAAGAAAACAUAAUGUUACAAGAGUUCUAAACCACGCAAGACAAAUGUAUGCUGCAUAUCUUAGACAGCAAGCUACUCUCAACAAUAAUGCUGAUAGUGGAGUUGAUUUAAAUGUGUAAAAAGAUUAUUGUUAUUGUGUGUGAUUGGGGGUGGGGAUGGGGGGGGGGGAGGUUUAGUUUAUUUAUUAUUUAGUUUGCCGUACCCUGCUUGUAUGGCAUGUUAAAGUAUUUUUUGUCUUAUUACUAUAGCCUGCUCCCUCUUUUGUGUCUUUCUAAAUGGAUUUUGGCCUGAGUGAUAAUGUAGUGAGCUGCCAUUUGCAAAAACCAUUACACAUUUGAAUUCAAAUACAAAAUAAGAUUACCAUUACAAAGUUGCCUUUAUGAGUAAAACUGACAUGAAAUUAACUACACAUUAAUGCCAUUCUCACUGUGGCUAUCAGCAGUAAGAAUACCUGCUUCUACUACUUCAGACAUUUUUAAAUUCAUGUGUAACAAUUUUCAGUGUCUCCAAUACAUAAUAACCACACGCACAGUGUAGCAUGAAAGAAAGAAAAUCUAAAUUUUAACAUAAAAUAGGUGAAAGAAGACUAACACCAAUGUAAAUAGAAAAUUAAUUUAUUGUUAGCAAGAUUUAUAUCAAGUUUUUAACUAUAUAUUAAGAACUCUCAGCAAAAUGAUGAUGAUCUUUGAAGCAUAAAUGCAUAUUCAAAAAGUAUAAAAAAUGAUAAUGUGAAGCAUAUUGUGAAAUAAUUGCAAGCCAUUAAUGUAAUACUUCACAAUUUGCAGAAAACAAUUUACAAACCUAGUUUCAUUUCCUUCCAUGAAAAAUAAAUAACACUUACUGUUUUAAUUAUCUACUUACCUUGUAUUCUGUCAUAUCAUAGGAUCUGGUAAUGAUCUGAUGAAACUUGCUGCCAAUUUUUUCCGCUUCUCUCUGUCAAAAAAUUAUGAUAUAAAAAGGUGACAAUAUUGUAGAAAUCUUUGAGCAUCAUACUAUUAUAGCUUUUGUAAUACGUGGCUGGGAUUUGUAUAUAUAAGAAUUGUACUUAAAACAUAAUUGUAAGUUACUUUAUUUAUGUAUAUGCUCCGUAAGCACAUUUAAAGAGGCGUUAUAGAUGAAAGUGAAAGAAAUGUAAGCGUCCUACAUUUCUAAUGUAAUAAAUAAUUAUUUAUGUGGGACUUGUGUUAACAGUUAAAAUUUGUUAUCAUAAAUGGUACACAUUUAUUUGAUUUAUUUGUGUAAAUCUACAUUUAUUGACUUCUAUAAUUUAUGUUGAACUACUGUAUAUAUUUGAUAGUAAUGUCCUUUAAAUGCAUUUUUCUCUCUGUAGCUCAAAAAAUAAUUUCAGGCAGUGGCAAUAAAUUAACCUUAUUCUUCUUGACAGGUUCCUUCUCGGAAGAUGCUAGUGGUGAGAAAGUGUGUGCACAUGAAUUGAUCAUAUGACUCACUUCGUUUUGCUUAAUGAGUUAAAAUAUUUGGCAUUCCAAGUACUGAUGAUUUGAAUCCACCUACAAUAUAUUUUUAUAAUGAACAGUUGUGUAUUAACUUUAUUAUCUCCAUAGUAUGAUGCACAUUUUCUUGCACUGUGUUUAUACCUAGAGACCAUGUGAACUUCUCACAACAAAGCUGCCCCUCCUUUUUUGAAAGUGAUACUGAUUAGCAUUGCUCUUGCACCUUAUAACCACACUUUCUCUAAGAUGUGGUCACAAAAUUAUUUUGUGGACAGAGAUCAAACAUACCACAGCCUGUCAAUCAUGAACCACAGUGUUCUGCGGAGGCUGUAUCCUGUGUCAGGUGAUGAGUUGAGUUUUUAAGUAAGUAUGCAAUUUAUACACAGUGGGCAUGUGUUGUUGUUAUAGCAACAUUGUUGUGUAGACUUUACAGACAUUGCACAGAUAUGCACUGAAGUCCACCUAUAGGACAUAUCAUUGGGAAACAAUAGUUUAAAGUACUCCUUUGGGGUAUUGAGUUUUGUUGCCAAGGAUGGUUAAGACUGAAGCUGACAAGGUGUUACCAAGAGAAUUGCUUAGACAAUUUACAGGUAACUUGUAAGACUAAAAGAUUGAGGAAUCUCUUCUUCUAUUAACCAUAUUUUAUUUUUUCCAGUUACAUGGAGUAUGCUAACUUUUGGGUUGUCAAAUGCAAAACCUUUGCCUUCUGAAUCUUGAAAGCUUUAAUUUUCUACAAGAGGUCUUGAUACCCUACCAAAUGGGAGCAUUCCAGUUAUAUAACAAAACAUUAUGAAAUCAAAAGCAGGGCAGGUAAAAGUAGGCCAUAAGAAAAAUAAUCUCAGAAAGUAAAGGAAAGACUGUGAGACUGCGUCACAAAAGACUGUGUGGAAGUGAGAAGGGUAGAGGGGACUGUCCUCACACUACAGAGUAUUGAAUCUGUAAAAUAUAUAUGUAUAUCCAUGUCAUUUGCUCUUUCCUUCUUCUCCUAUAAUGUUUCUAAUCUUUCAUCUUUUCACCAUAUCUCUUUCCUUCUUCAGAUCGGGGUGGGGAUGGGGAAGGGGGGGGGGGGGAGAGAGAGAGAGAGAGAGAGAGAGAGAGAGAGAGAGAGAGAGAGAGAGAGAGAGAGAGAGAUUGACAUGCAGCUAGAGAAUGUCUUUGCAUAUCAAAGCUGGGCAUCAGUAACCUGAGUUGACUGCAACAUACGACACUUCAUUCUUUUUCCAGAAUCUUUAUUUCCUAAUUUGUGACUUUACCUCACAUCCCUUUAAGUUUUAGCUUGCUGUGUACCACAUGACAAUUUGUUUCUUCUCAUUUGCUCUUUCCUUCUUCUCCUGUAAUGUUUUUAAUCAUUCAUCUUUUCAGCAUAUCUCUGUUUCUUUCUUCAGAAUACUAAAUUUAACACUUUUCUUCUAAAAUAUCUCGUUUCUUGCUUCUUCUAUGUUACAUGAACUUAAAACUGUUUGAUGCCUCAGAUCCAGCUUUUUGUCCAUUUAUUUUCCCAGAAAUAUGUGAAAAGCUCUUUUGUCAGCCUAUUGUCAUCCAUGCUGUAUGGAUGUCAAAGAUAUUUAUCAGUCUUUUUGUCCUUAUUGUUUCUGUUUUUAUAUGUGUAUAUUGGUUGAUUCUUAAUUCCCAAUCUUCUUUACUUUUUACUGGACUUAAAAUUGUCCUCAUUCUUCUCUCUAAUAUUUCUAAUUUACAAUUCAGUUCUAAGCAUUCAUUUGCAAAGAGACUUUCUGGUUUCACUGACAUCAUGCAACACAUUUUUUCCAUUUAUUGACAUCCACUUUUUUUGUAAAUAUUUUUUGUUAUUCCAUAUGUGAUUUCCACUUUGUAUAUCCUUUCACUGAUGGCAGAUUUUUUCCUUGAAUUCUUUCUCCUAGAUACUUGAAUGAACAAUUUGACUUUGUUUGUUGUAUCAAUGUCUGUCUCUAACAAUUUGUAUGUAUUUUUUAUGUUUGUGAUAAAUUUGGUUUUCUCUGUAGAGAUUCUUAAACAUUCUAUAAUGUUUCUCUUCCAAGAGUGACACCGAUUUCCACAUAUACUAGAUUUUUAGACACUACAAGAAAAUUAUCUUCAAAUGCAGGUAGUUUACUUCAAUACACUGUUUCUUUUGUUCCUGUUUUACUGAUGCUAUGGUAGGGCAUCAAUUAUCUGAAACAAUUGGGCGUGAGAGUAGGGGUAAAAGGUGGUGUGGAUAACUAAUUUUUUGGUAACCAAUCAUUUACUGUACCAGUGUUCAUAGUGAUAUGAAACACAGGAAUACUCUGGAUGUCUAAUUCUCCAACUUCAUGCUUAGAUCUGAAAUGCGUAAGCCAGCCAGCAAUGUUGUCCCUGUAUUUGCUGUUCGUUUCAAGAAUUUGUAGGCAAAUCAAAUGGCCAUUUUUUGCUUGUCUUUGGCUAUGUACCUGCAUGAGCUAUGUGUAAACUGCAGUGUCUAAAUCCUGGUUUCUUGUCAUUUUCUAUGUUUUCUGUGCAAUCUUCCAUCUUCACUUGUAAGUACACUUGCAAAUUUUGUUGCAGCAUCAUUUUUAUUUUACAUCUGAUACUGUUGCAUUUCCAACUCCCAUAUUCCUGAGAUAAAAUUGAUUCACUAGCACAUUUCUUAAACUGGUCUAUUAUUGUUUCAUAAAAUUUUGGGCAAACAUCGUCCUGUAACUCGCUACCAUGAUAUUUCAGUGCAAAAUCUACUGGCCAUCUUCGGGUGUAUACAGGCAGAAUUAUGAGAUACAUCAAGACUAAUACAUUUUCAUUUAGCACUAUUGAAAAUGACACAACAUCACAAUCUGUUACAAGUAAAAGUUCACAUAUCAACAUGGAACAGCAAUAGCGGCAGUUUGCAGGCAAGGGUAAACUGCGGAAUUGGCCUCCCUAGUGCCAGAGAAAUUUCUGUUCUGUGCAAGUGAAAAAUUUUUAUUUGUUGACCUGAAUGUUGUUGGGUAGCCAAUCUUUUCAUUGACUGGUGUUCAUAUAACGUAUGCUCUAUAGUACUUCAUAUUUUUUAACUUUUCACUAAAAAUUCAAUUUUUUUCUAAUACAUAGUUGAAGAGAUUGGAGGGAAGCCAUCACACUGCCUUACAUUUAUAUUUACUUUAAAGUACUUUGAAAUUUCACCCAUGAACUUUAAUUUUGAGACUGUGUCUGUAAUGUUUAAAGGACUAGAUUUGUUAGUAGUUUAGUAUUAACAUCAAAUUCUGAGAUUAUUUUGUUCAAUAGCCUGUGACAGGUCAAAAAUUUUGAAUUGAAUACCUGUUCUGAGCAGAAGCAGCGUUUUAGGCUAGGAGAAAGAUUUCUCUGUAGUUAUUGGCAUAUUUUUGUCAUCUUUCUUAUGUGGAGAUGCUUUAUAUCAACAAUACAACAGUCUACCUAGUUCUUGUUAAAUCUGUUUAUUACACAUCACCAACUCGACUCAUCUGCAAAUGGCCAUAGGACGACACUGCUCAAUGUUGUCACAUAUUGACAUGAAACAAUGAAGGCAUAUUGUAUAAUAAAAUAAUAAAAAUUGACAGCCAUGGUGCCCUGUAUUUUUUAAGUUUUGUCAUUCAGUCAGAAGUUACAUUAAGGCUGUGAACCCACAUGUGAAGUCAUUUGCAGAUCUUUGAUAAUCUUUUUCAGAAUUUUAAUAGUUUCUGCAAUUUUUUCAGUGGUUCUAGAUUCUCACUGAAGUCUGAUAAUUUUAAUUUAUGUCUUCACAAUUUUUAUCAUCUGUUAAGACAACAAUAAAUCUUUCAUUCCUGAAGCUAAUACUUGGUAGGCCAUUAAUUUGUUAUUGAAGGUGUGAUGAGAAUCUCUGAAAUUAUUUGUUGUGAAAUUUUCUUGCAUUUGAGUACAUUGUGAUAUUCCGGUUGAUCUUUUGAUUCUCUUUAUUAUCCUAGAAGUAUGUUUUCCUUUGCUGUGACUUGGUUUAUGCUGAUGCUUAUUUCUGCUUUCUACCACUCUAUUCCUGGAAUUCAUUAGGACUGCUGGUGAGUUUUAAAAAUAUCAAAAAUAUUGAAAAUUGUUUAAAAUAAAAUGUGUUUUUUUAUUUACUUGUGCUAAUGUACAAAUAAACAGGCAAAGUGCAGGUUGUAACAGUUAUACUCAUGAAAAAUAAUACUCUGGUACUUUUGUGUACCUCCUUUUUCACAGCUAUAGCCAAAGAACUCGGUAGAAUUCUUUGUUCAUUUUAGUAAGUUAAUGUUCAUAGGUUUUUGGAAUUAAAACAUGCAAAUUCAAUAAUAAUUUAAUUGACAUCCUUGCUUAAAAUGGUAUAGGGAGGAAUAUGAACAGAAAUAAAUUAUAUGUAUCAAAGCUGCAAUUGUUUUAUUGCUGUUGUAUAAGCAACAGGUUUGAUUGUUUAGUAACAUACACUACAGGGUGUACUAGAACAGAUCUGAGUAGUCUUGUCAGGAGUGGUGACCAUUCGGGAGAGAAAGAAUUACUUACGCAUCUUUAUGUAAGUCCUAUUUACUCAGUCUGUGCUAAUGUAUGGCUAUGGGUUAUUGUUAGACUCAGAGAGAAAAUUCACACAAAUUUGUACUUGAGGUAGAUACGACUUUUCUUUCAGAUGUUCUGUGUAAAGCAUUUGAUAUUUUCAUCAUGCCCUUCCCAUAUUUUCUUUGUAUGCCACCUUCUUUUACCCCUUAACACUGUUUUAUCUCUGAGUAUUGGUGGUAUUUUAUUCUCAUUUAAAUUACAAUCACACUUCUGUGAGAAAAAUCACAGAAGUUAAGGUAGCUGGAGACAAUAGAUUACAUAAGAAUCUUUUGAACAGACAGUGUGUUUCCAGUUGUCCAAUGGGAUUGAUUAUUCUGUUUUUACGAAUAAUAGUUAAAUAACUUAUUGCCUGUGCCAGGUGCUGCAAGUAUUGAUUUUAAAUGGUGUUAUGUGCAUUCAUUACAUAGGCUCAGUCUGGCUGUUGCCCAGGUAGUGAGCACAGAGCACAUGUUAAACCUUCCAUUGAAGGGUAUCAGCACUCACAGUUUUGAAAACAAGCUAGUUAUCAAAACACUGUGCAUAAAAGUAGAAAUGUCAACCUGCAUGGUGGCAGGAAAAAAAAAAUCUGUCAAUCACUCUUUAAAAGCCCCUAAAAUAAUAUCUUUUACAUACCUUUCAUUAUUUACUAAAUACUGCCCAACUCUUAUGAAAUUGAGUCAUCUAUUGGUUUUCUCUUGGUUAAAUAACGUGGCACAUUCUUUUAGACACUCUGUAUGAAGUUACUCUGAAGUAUUUAAUGAUUGUAAAUAAAAUCUCUAAUGCAUCAUGAUUGCCGUUACGAGUAUUGAAGCUUAUUUUGGUUUAACUGUAGAACUCUUGUUUUUUGCUGUGUUCAGCCAGAGCCCCAUUUUAUUUGAUGCAAUAAUCUUAUCAAAGCCAGUUUAGGUAUGGGGCCUAGUUUUACAGAAAACAUUUUACGAAAGUUGUCGCCAUGUCACUUGCUAACAAAUAGUUACCACUAUGGAGAUUCAAAGUAUGAGAUACAUUCCAAGAGUAAAUUCCAAUUGUUUAUGAAGAAUACAGUCCAUCCAGUUUUGUGAUGUGAAGAUAGUUAAUUCUCUCUCUCUCUCUCUCUCUCUCUCUCUCUCUCUCUCUCUCUCUCUCUCUCUCUCUCUCUCUCUCUCUCCCCCCUCUCCCUCCCCCUCCCCCCCCUCCCUCCCUAACAACCCCUUUCCCUCUCCUUCCAUCUCUUGCCCUCUUCCACUCACUCUUCACCUACCUUUCUAUUCUUCCUUUCUCUCCCCUUCUUUUCCCCACUCGCACAUGUUUAGUAAUUCUCUCAGACCAAAUACCAUGUCAUCAUGAAUGUUCCUAAAUCCUCACCAACAAUGCCUCACUAAGUCAUAUCACCCAACAAUACUCACUGCCUCACAAAAUAAAUUCGUAUCAUGUUUGAGACAGAUUAGUUGAAGUGGAUUAAUAUUUGCUGUAUUACUGUAUUACCAAUUUUGAAAAUAACCCUUACAGUUAAGUGGUUCCUAAAUUUGAAAUAUGCUUUCAUAUUUGUGAAAACCAUGAACAGAGUACAUGUAUCACUAAUGUAAUAUGGUGCCGAGUGUGUGUUACAUUCACUAAAAACCAACAAAUAAUAAGCUUACUGCACUAUCUUCAGAUAUACCUCAGUUUAUUACAGAGUUAUUGUCACUUUUUCCACUACAUAUUGUCCAAUUAUGUAUCACCUUAAGUGGCAAUUAACAGGAACACACUAAACACUUGCUGAAAACUAUGGACUUCUUUUUGACAUAUGAGUUUCAUAUUAUUGGUUAUAGAGCCAAUUCUAGUGUGUCACAACAUAUGAGAUUUAUUUUUGAGAAAUAGAUCAAAUGGAUAGUGAUAACACACACAACAUUCUCUUUGUCAGUAUCAUGUCUGCAUGCAAACUAACUGUACAAAUGAAUCUAAGUUUUCAGCCUGCAAUAGUGAGGACAUUGAAGUAAAUGUGUUUGUGCACCUUGUUCUCAUAAGCAUGGUAUUACAAAUCAUUCUCUUCCUAAGAAAAAUGUUAUUCGGAAACCUUCUGAGCUAUAUUAAAAUUUAUGCUUUUCCACUGACUUGUCAUCUUCCAAUAUAUAUUUAGUAACAGCCUCACUCAAGUUUGUAAUGUAGCCUAAAAAUGGAAACCAACAGGCAUACAGUUUGUGUUUUUACUUGUGAAAAUUGACUUAGAAGUCAGGUAUGGAGAACAUGAAGCAUAUCAUAAAUUCAACCAGUUUGCAGUAAUUUGCUUUCAGUACUGAGAUGGUAUUCAUUCAUUCAUGAUGUUCUGCAGUCCCCAUCAAAGAAGAAACAUGCCAGCAUAUGGAAUAAGUCAAGACAUACAUCAACAAAGUGAAGCAGUUGUUAUAAACUGCAUUAAUUAUUACUAACAAAACUUUGACUUAUCUGUGAUCUAUUUCAGCUUACUCAAGCUAAAUUUAACACAGUAAAACUAACAGGAAAUAUACUGUUACUUUGAAAGGAAACUAAAAUAAACUGCUGCUUCCUCAGUUACAUUAAAUUCCUGCAAAUGCAGUAACUUAAAUGAAGGCAUGCUGUAAUUGAUUUUUUUGGAAUUCAUAUUAAUCAAAUAGCCAGUUUCUCUGUUCUGCUUUUUAACACUGCACAAAAUGGCACCAGUGUUCUUGAUGGCACAGUGAAUCACCUUCAUGUCCUAUUAAGAAAUGUGUAUAUGUUUAUUUUACAGAGCUUUUAAGAUAAUUUAAACUGUUCAUAACUAAGUAUUUCAGGGAAAAAAUUUUGGAACUCUUGUGAAAGCUAUAGGCAGGAGUUCGCCAAAUAUGUGUAUAACUCCAGUAUAAUUAUCAUCUGUAUUUCUUUAAAAUUGAUCUCAAAACCAAAGCUUACUUUUUUUUCACUAUGUCAUUUUUGUAAAUUUGAUCUGUUUUGAAAGUAAUGAUGUUUAUUAUUUUAGAUGAGCAGACUGUUGAUUGUUUGGCACUAUUUAUUGCCAAUAUUAUUGUGAUUAUUGUUACUGUGUAUAGAGAAUUUCUCAUUGUCUUUUUCUGUGUUUUAAAAUUAUGACCUUAAAACUGAUCUGAAAACUGUGCAGACACACAUCAUGACUAUCCAACCCAAGAAAUAAACUUAAUUUAUUACCUUGGAUGAUAUACUGAAAAAAUAAUUUAAUGCUUUCUUUUCAAAGAAUCAUGUAGUAAUUUUUUUAGUCAGUGAAAAACCAAAGAAUACCAUUGAAAUAAAGCCACAAAAUUUAUGAUUUUGGUGUGAAAAGAUAAAAUAUAUGUUGUGUGUAUUUUGUUUAUAAAGUUUACUGAAUUUGAAUUUAUUUGGUGUUGUUAUACUAAAAAUUGAGAGCUGUCACAUUUGUGAGGAAAAAAGACUGUUUUGAAAUUAAAACUGGUAAAUAAACUGUAAAAAGUAUCUUUUGAAUAAUACAAUAGUUGUGGCACU
Molecule: messenger RNA, 13005 nt
Organism: Schistocerca gregaria
Lineage: Eukaryota; Metazoa; Arthropoda; Insecta; Orthoptera; Acrididae
Exons: 8
Coding region: 334-3792 (1152 amino acids)
Biological process (GO): regulation of autophagosome maturation; activation of GTPase activity
Cellular component (GO): autophagosome
Molecular function (GO): GTPase activator activity
Source: RefSeq, a predicted model, not a curated record